AUGGUUCGCGCUUCGUCUUACCUCGGCUCCCUUGCCGUCCUCGCCGCCUCCGCCGUGGCCAAGGAGAUCCAGCCCAACGAGGCCCUCGCCGCUGAGCUUUACGACUCGGGCAAGAUCCACGAGCAGGUCAUUGCUAGCAAGAAGGCCGAGUUCGCUCGCCAGAAGGCCGCCGGCGCCUACAAUAGUGAGGUAUGGCCCGAACUGGGCUACACUCCUUGUGUGAACGGUUGGGCCGAGGCCGUCGUCGGAGACAGAAACAACACCUUCAGGUGCCACAACGCCGAUUUGUACUCCUUCCUCAGCCACGCCGCUCUCGGCGGCCCCCUUGCCGAGGGCUCCUCCUCGUGGGGCUGGACCAACGAUGAUGGCCGCGAGUUCGUCGCCAUCGGCCAGUACGAGGGCACCGCCUUCGCCGAAAUCCUCUCGGACGGCAAGCUCGUCUACCUCGGCCGCCUGCCCCAGUACUCGUCUCCUUCCGAGUGGCGCGAGAUCCGCUCGUACAAGCACUACAUGGUCAUCGGCUCCGAGGCCGUCGGCCACGGCAUCCAGAUCUUCGACAUGAAGAAGCUCCUCGACAUCGACCCCGCCAGCCCCAUUGUCUUCGACGCCAAGCUCGACCUGACGAGCCACUUCAACACCUUGCUCCCCCUCGGCCGCGCCCACAACGUCGUUGUCAACGAGGAGCUCAACUACGCCGUCGCCGUCGGCGCCAUGCCUCGCACCGACCCCCUCUGCGCCGCCGGCCUCAACUUCUUCGACCUGACCGACCCUGCCAACCCCGUCUCCCUGGGUUGCGCCAAGGGCGACGGCUACGUCCACGACGCCCAGUGCCUCGUCUACCGCGGCCCCGACAAGCGCUACGAGGGCCGUGACAUCUGCUACGGCUACAACGAGGACACCCUCACCAUCUACGACGUCACCGACAAGGCCAACGUCACCAACAUCAUCUCCCGCAUCUCCUACGAGGGCGCCUCCUACACCCAUCAAGGCUGGGUCCUCGACGUCAACAACCAGGAGUUCCUCGUCCUCGACGAUGAGCUCGACGAGUCGCGCGGCAACGGCCCCGCCGCCGAAGGCUACCCCGUCACCUUCAUCUGGGACAUCCGCGACCUCGAGAACCCUAAGCAGACCGGAACCUUCACUCACCCCACCAAGGCCAUCGACCACAACCAGUACGUCAUCGACAACUACAUCUACCAGUCCCACUACGGCGCCGGCCUCCGCGUCCUCGACGGCACCUCCAUCCCCUCGGACCCCACCGGCGCCGGCGUCUGCGAGGCCGCCUGGUUCGACAUCUACCCCGAGGACGACGACUUCGAGGGCGGCGGCUACGUCGGCUUCGUCGGCACCUGGUCCUCGUACGCCUACUUUCCCUCGGGCUACAUCUUCAUCAACACCAUCGAGCGCGGCGCCUUCGUCGUCAAGCUGACCGGCAAGGACUGCCCCAAGGCCCCGGUCUGCAACGCCGACAACUGUCUGCGCUCCUUCCGCGCCACCUCCGUUCCUGGCCGUCUCGAGGAGUCCCAGGCUUUCUGCAAGUCCUUCCUCUCCUCACCCAUCAAGGACGCCGCCGUCCUUCCCGAGCACGCCGUCACGAACUGCGCCAAGGAGGACAAGGUCGCCCAGGCCAGCAGCGCCUGCGCCUGCUUGCCCACCGCCACAGCCGCUCCAUAG
Messenger RNA from Colletotrichum graminicola M1.001, 1674 nucleotides. RefSeq lists its product as uncharacterized. Lineage: Eukaryota; Fungi; Ascomycota; Sordariomycetes; Glomerellales; Glomerellaceae. The record is from RefSeq and is a predicted model, not a curated record. The transcript has 4 exons. Gene Ontology annotation, cellular component: extracellular region. The coding region runs from base 1 to 1674 and encodes 557 amino acids.